Bombus pyrosoma is the source of this 3171-nucleotide messenger RNA. RefSeq lists its product as uncharacterized. Gene Ontology annotation, cellular component: lysosome. Bases 247 to 2901 code for a protein of 884 amino acids. The transcript is spliced from 3 exons. Gene Ontology annotation, molecular function: cysteine-type endopeptidase activity; cysteine-type endopeptidase inhibitor activity. The record is from RefSeq and is a predicted model, not a curated record. NCBI's taxonomy places the organism in Eukaryota, Metazoa, Arthropoda, Insecta, Hymenoptera, Apidae.
CAUUUCUAUUUAUAUUGUACAAGUUACUUUAUUUAUCGUUCUUUUUGAAAUCUGUUAUUUUCGCUUAUGUCACAUAAAUAUUUAUAUAAAAAGUAGAACGAUCAAAAUCAAAGUUUCCAUUUAGCGAUCGGAAGUUUUAAGAAUUGAUUAUCAUUCUUAAUUCAGUAAUAUAAAGGAAUUUAAAACCUCAACCAAAGAGUCAAUUGCGUCAGUUGGAGGUCAACAUCGUGCAGUGUAUGCAGUAAGAUGGCAGGCUUACUGCUGCGUGUAACGCGCAUUUUAUUUCUAUUUGUCUUUAAUUCAAUCCUUGUAUAUUCUGGUCCCGCGAACAAACCAGUACAAAAUGUCCCGGAGCCUUUAAUUCAAAGUGCCUUGAAUUCAUUGAAUCAGGAUUCUCCGACGCAUCAUACAUAUAAGGGCGGUAACCUGAUUAGCGCGCAAAAAUUGGAAGAAUCUCCAUAUGUAAUAUACAGACUGACAUUUGACUUAACUCCUACUUGCAAAGAAGCAUUAGAACCUUGUCCUCGAGAAGCAUGUACUGUGGAAGUGAAACAACACGAACUUGGACAUAUAAAUGUUUUAAGAGAAUCUAUACAAUGCAUGUAUUUGUAUCCUCAAUCAGUACAGGAUGAUCCAUUGCAACUACAAGAAAAUAAUCAGGACCAGGAUCAUGUUAUUGAAAAUUUAGACAAGCAAAUUAUUAACAAUCAAAGUGUUGAGCUAGAUCAUGAAAUUCAAAAGAAUGGAGAUCAUAAUGAGAGACCAUUCAUAGCAAUGAGAGCUUCUAGUCCUAAUUAUUGUCCAGGAUGUCCAUAUGAGUUAAAUCCAAAUUUGCCUGGAUUUGUUGCUUUUGGAGAACAAGUAGUGAAAUCAAUGGAUGAAUUGAUACAAAAUGAUUUCAAGCAUAAAGUAAUUGAUAUUGUCAAAGUAACUCGUGUUGUUCCACCUUCAUCUAAUAUUAUACAAUAUCAAAUUUUAUUACGUAUAGGAGAAUCUGACUGCUUGAAAAAUGCAAUAGAGCAAUUAGAAUGCUCUAUACAGUCAAAUCUUCCUGUCAAGGUAUGUUUGGUAACAUUCAAAGAACAACCUUGGCAGCAAUCUAGCCGUAAAAUAGUAAAGAAUAACUGCACUAUGGUUGCUAAUGAAGAGAUUAAAGAGAAUGUCAAUUCUUAUUCAACAUUAAACAGCGAAUCACUUGUAACACCAACACCUAACAAAGCAAAAACAAAUGAUGAAAAAUGGGAAGUUCUAGAAAAUUUAAAAGAUGUUCUGGAUAAUUAUACUUAUAUCACGACUGAAAAAUCAGAAGAAUCAGAACAAUCAGAAGUGACAGAACAUCCUAUUCUAAAAAUUUCCAUAAACAGAAGUGAUGAUGAUAUUAAACCUCAAGGGUUUGAAGAUAAGGUAAAAGAAUUUGGUGAAUUUUUGAAAGAUUUUGAUUUGCCUACAAGACAAACUCAAUCGGAUCCAGAAAUAAACAGAGAGGAAGUUAAAGAAGAAAUCAUUUAUCCAAGAAAGGUAGACUCUAUAAUUAAUAAAUCACACACAAUGUAUAGAAAGAAAAGGUCAAGUCUUGUAGGCGCACCUUCUAAUGUAAAUGUCAAUGAUCCUACCAUCAAAGAACUUGCAGAUAAGGGUCUUACGAAAUUUUCAGAAAAUUCUGAAGGUUCAAAUGAACCUAUGAUAGUAGAAAUUGUUGACGCCUCAAAACAAGUAGUAUCUGGAUUGUUAUAUAAAAUAAGGGUCAAAUUGGGUACAAGCAACUGUCCAAAAGGUACAAAAGAUGGUUGUCAAUUGAAAGAAGGAACUGAAAUUAAAGAAUGUUUGUUUACUAUAUGGUCUCAAGUAUGGUUAGAUAAAGGAUCUCCAAAUAUUACUAUCAAUUGUGAUUCAAAUAAACGCCGAAAGCGAUCUUUACGAGGUAGUCGAUAUAAUCAAAAAAUGUUAAAGCUAGCUGGAGAAAUAAAAGAUGAGACAUUAUUCGAAGCUUUUAUCAAGAAAUUUGGAAAAACAUACAAUACAGCCGAUGAGAAACUAGAUCGUUUUAAAAUAUUUAAACAAAAUCUAAAAAUUAUUAAAGAACUACAGACGUUUGAACGAGGAACAGCUGAAUAUGGUGUUACAAUGUUUGCAGAUCUCACGCCUAAAGAAUUUAAAGCUCGUUAUUUAGGUCUUCGUCCCGAACUAAAACACGAAAACGAAAUACCUCUUCCUGAAGCUGAAAUACCAGAUGUUUCUUUACCACUUAAAUUCGACUGGCGCGAUCACAAUGUAGUUACACCUGUGAAAGAUCAAGGCCAAUGUGGAUCAUGCUGGGCGUUUUCUGUAACUGGAAACGUGGAAGGACAAUACGCAAUUAAACAUAAUCAAUUGUUAUCUUUAUCAGAACAGGAAUUAGUAGAUUGUGAUUCUUUAGAUGAAGGAUGCAAUGGAGGAGAUAUGGGAAAUGCUUAUAAAGCUAUAGAAAGAUUAGGAGGUCUUGAAUUGGAAUCAGAUUAUCCUUAUGAUGCUAAAGAUGAAAAAUGCCACUUCCUUCAAAAUAAGACUAAGGUACAAGUUGUCAGUGCUGUAAAUAUUACAUCGGAUGAAAAGAGAAUGGCACAAUGGCUAGUUAAAAACGGCCCAAUUUCUGUUGGAAUUAAUGCCAAUGCCAUGCAAUUUUAUUUUGGAGGAGUUUCACACCCACUUAACUUCUUAUGCAAUCCUAAAAAUUUAGAUCAUGGCGUUUUAAUUGUGGGAUAUGGCAUUAGCAAAUAUCCUCUUUUCCAUAAAGAAUUACCAUAUUGGAUAAUAAAGAAUAGUUGGGGCCCACGAUGGGGCGAGCGUGGUUAUUACAGAGUUUAUAGAGGAGAUGGUACCUGUGGAGUUAACACAAUGGCUACAAGUGCUGUAGUUGCAUAACGAAUAUAUUUAAGAAAUUAAUGCCUUUAAUAAUAAUAUUCAACUUCUUCGAAAAAGAUUAUAUUUUUUUUUACUAAUGCAAUAUGAAUGUUAAUUGCUUGUAUUUUAAAAAGUUUCUUAUAACAUGUUUUAUUGAUUAUCAUAGGCAUUUUGUUUCGUAAGUAAAACUGCAUUCUCACAAUAAAUACUCUAAGGAAAUAAAGUUUUCGCAAUUAUAAUUGUUUGGAAUCGUAAUAACGUUUUCAUAAUAAAAAACAUAUUUGUUAUAAA